This is a messenger RNA of Linum tenue, 780 nucleotides long. The record is from the annotation of a GenBank genome assembly. NCBI's taxonomy places the organism in Eukaryota, Viridiplantae, Streptophyta, Magnoliopsida, Malpighiales, Linaceae.
AUGGCUGCCUGUGGGAGUCUCCAACACAUCUUUGACAAACCAUUGCCUGAAAAGACUCCAUCAUCAUCAUCUAUCCUUGAUUCCCUUUCUUCUUCCUGGAACCAACUCAAGCCUGUGGUCAAACCUCCAAUUGACCAUUCCUCCUUCACCGAGCUAUUCGGUGAGCUUCAUUUCAAGGACACCUCUUUCUCAGGCAACCUGAAGAAUCCAUACCCUCUAUCAGGUUCGAAGCUCGGCAGCAGCUUGCAGCUGUGCACGGAAGGGCUCGGUUCUGAGAGCUCUGCUGAUCUUGAGGACCUGAACAACAAUGAUAUAUCGUCGAAGACAGGAUGGCAACAUCAAGAAAAAGAAGAAGCGAUUGAGAAGAGAACAACAACACCACCAACAACAAGAGCCAUCAUAGCAAAGCAUUCUUCAGAAUUGGAGAAUCAAAGUAGAGGUGGGGAAGACAGGAGAUCGUCGAGGUCUUUUGGUGAUAGAGGGGUUUCUUUCCCUCCACCCAUUUCCUGCAUAGGAAAGACCGGCAAGCCUUGGGUUUGCUUCAAGUCUUACAGGGAGGAUGGCAGGUUUGUUCUGAAAGAAGUAAGGAUCCCUACUCAGGAGCUUCUACAUGCUUGCAGAGAAGAUGGGAGGUUAAAGCUGCAAUUUGUCCAGCCUGACAAUGAAAUCAUUGAAGAAGUGGAAGACGAGGAGGAGGAAGAUGAGAGCUUUAUGCAGCAUGAUGGUGGAGAUGAGAACGAUGAUGAUGAAUGCAUGAAUGUUAACAAUGCCAAGCAAUGA